GUAGCUUGAGGUAUUGCUAGAGCGAACAAGCGCGAGGGAGCGAGCAACGCCAUUUUCUCGAUUCGCGGGUGAAGACUGCGUGCAGUGUGUGAAUCAUUUGGCAAAGUUUUUUCACGUUUCUGCUUAACGACGUCGAAAUUACGAGCUGUCCAACGGCUCUGGUGCAUUUAUCAGUGUUAUGUAUAGACACGCGGCCAGCUGUACGGUAGAUAUGGUGAGUUCAGAGAGAUCGAAGCGCUCCCGGGAGACGUGACGUCUUGUCAGUCGGCCUUUUCCCAUUCCCCCUUCUCGGUGAGCUCCCGUAGGGAUGGGUCGUGCAGAGUUGUCGCUUAUGAUAACGUAACACAGACUAAACGGUUAACGGAGCGUUCGUUCGAAAUUCUUGUCAGCUACGAUUUUACGUGUAAUAAAAAGAGUCUUGAAGGAAUCAGGAGUCCGUAGAAUGUAUGGUUCGAGCCAAUGGGCGGAGGUUUAGGGCGGCACAUGGCUGUUGGGGCGCCGGCUGUGCAGGGGGUGGUUUUCCCGACGCUAGUUCGAACUGACGAAAAUUCACCGUUCUUGUCAGUCACUGUACUGUGUGCGUAUGUAUCUUUUAAUCGAGAUCGCGUGUAAUUGCGGCCGGUCACGGUUCGGAUAACAAGUUCAUAGUGACAGUGGAAAGAGAAGUACUCCGUUAUAUGUCUCGAUUUUCUUACCGAAGAGAAGAAGCAACUGGAGGCUUCAGCCUUUCGCGGAUUACGCGCGUCUCUCGUGUGCUGUUCUGCAUUUUCUUCACGUAAAGCUCGGACAAAGGAACCAGCAGUGAUCACGGACGAUUCUCUUCGAAGAGAAAUAUUUGGCUAUCUUUGUGUUGCUGCGAACCAACUACAACGGGCAACGUCUCUAGAAAGCGGUGAGUGAUCUUUGAAGGGAAGGUAAAAGGCAAGUGGAAAGAAAAUGCCGCUUCCAAAGCGACUAGUGGAGCCGGUGCUCGUCGCACGCGGUACUAUUCCCGAGAAUUUUCCUCUGCCCUCGGAGUUAGAGGCUGUAACGAAUGGCACGCUGGCCAACACGAUCAGGCAAUUGUCUAGUCUGUCCAGGCACGCCGAGGAUCUGUUUGGUGAGCUCGCGAGGGAAGCUCAUGGAUUGAGCGAUAGGGCCAACUCCUUGCAAGCCAGGAUAGAUCGAUUAGCUGUGAAAGUUACUCAGCUUGACAGUAACGUCGAGGAAGUCUCGUUACAAGAUAUACACAUGAGGAAAGCGUUUAAGAGUUCAGUGGUGUUCGACCAACAAGUUGUUUCCAGGGACACCAUGCCAACGGCGAUGUUAGAAACUUAUCAUCAAUGUGACACACCACCACCUCUUGAUAAACUUAAUGUUUAUAGGGAGGACGGUAAGGAUGGACUGAAAUUUUACACAGAUCCGAAUUAUUUCUUCGAUCUCUGGAGUCAGGAAAUGCUGAAGGAUACGGAAAAGAAGUUACACGAUCGAGGGAAAAAGACCGAGUCUGAAUAUGCCGAACCGUUCAGAGAGCCUCAUAGGCCUCGGAACGAGGGUGGUGGUGGUGGCGGUGGCAGGCAUAAGAAGCGUAUAAGGCAACCGCAUAAUACGAGAGAAAGGCAAAGACAGUUAGCCGUUGGUCAUGGCGAGUACAUUAUGCCAACGCAAGGUGUUCAAUACAGAGCACCUCACAAUAUACCUGAUGAAUCGUUACUGGGAAUGGUGAUGACCGAACCACGGCCACCUAGGCCAAACAGCAUUGAACUUAGACGAAGUUAUCCACCGGAGGAGCAACAUCUGUACAGUCCUCCUUCUUCCGAUCAUUAUAGGGUGGCAAAUUACGUGGCUCAGGGCUAUGAAGACAACUUGUACGGCUCACAUUAUGGCACAGGUCAAGGGCAAGCGGGUAGCGAAACGUACCAGAGUCCUGGUGGUCAAAGUACUCCAAGCAGAAGUGGUAGAUCACGACCAUCGCAACCACCACCAGCUCCGCCAAGCAAUACUUCUAGCAAUUCGACACCUACUGUAGCCUCUGCUAACAAUACUCCAACACGAGGAAGAUCGAUGAGUACUGGUAGAGAUACCCUACCACCACCACCUCCGCCUCCUGGUGAAACCAUGUCCUCUCCUCCUAUGAAUGGUUCAAUACCGUCACAUCUACUGAAUAGGAACGGAAGUCGCUCGAAUAGUCCGCUACCCAGUCAUCACUCUACGCCUACUCCUCCAAAUCAUUCGACACAAAUAGGAACAGAUGAGACCGACCCUGCUCCGCAAGACUUGCCACCUCCACCUCCGACUCCUGAUCCCACACCACCUAGACCUAUUUCUCCACCGUGUAAUAUUCCACCUCCACCUCCACCACCUCCGCCACCGCCUGUUGUUAACGGACCAUCGCCCCCUGUGCCAUUGACCAAUGGCGAUAUUGCUAAAAUGAUAGCAACUAACCCACCUAAGUUGAAACCCCUGAAACCUUUGAAGAACAUCGUGGAUGGACAAUUGAGGAAGCCUGUUAAUCCGAACAUCCCCCUUGUCGAUCCGCGGAAUGAUCUACUUAAAGCAAUUAGAGAUGGAAUAAAAUUACGUAAAGUAGAGAAGAUUGAACAGAAGGAAGUGGAACGUGUGAACGCAUUGAACGAUGUCGCAUCCAUAUUGGCACGACGCGUUGCUGUCGAGUUCAGCGACAGUGACUCAGCAUCGGAGAGCGAAUGCGAUAGCGAGGGAUGGGGCGAGCAGGAAACGAAUCUCGCGUGACCCAGCUCACUUCCAUCUACCGCAACUGCCUCCUAGAAAAAUGGCUGACGAUUCUUUCGUUUCGUUCAUUUUCAACGAAAGUUCCAAUUCUGUUGCUCGUCGCACAAGCAACACGCUUUGUUUGCGCAUAGAUGUCGAAUAGAAAUAACAUGAUCCGAUGAUUGAUGUAAUUGGUGUAUAACGAAGAGGCACUGAAUUUGAAAGUAGAAACAAAAUCAGCGAAUUUCGUUGCUCAAGAGAGCAUACAAACGCGAAUUAUUAUAAGUAAUAUCAUUAAAAGUAUAACUGUGUAGCACUAUAACAGUGGUUAUUUUUAUUAUACACCAUUUUAGCACCUUUAACAAAAAUAUUUUCUUUUUUGUCACGAACAAAUAUUUAAUAAUUUUUUUUUGUAUAAAUUAAAUAAAAAGAAAUUUGUUUUCACGUUAAUUACAAGCUCACUUUAUAGCAUGUAUCUAUCUGAAGACUAUGAUAGAAAGAAACAUUUAGCUUUUCUCAGACGAUUCUAGGAAUCGUCAGCCAGAGAUCUUUUAUUUAUUGAAGGAGAGUCUACAAAGUGCAUGUAACAAGAGUUUAAGAGUUCGUGUAAAUUUAGACUAUUUUUGAGGAGCUAUAUAAAAUACACUUUUCCUUUACAUACAGACGCUUCCACUUUGUUUUACUGUUACAAAUAAAAGUAUGAAAGUUUACGAAAUAUAUAUAAAUGCAUGUUUUUUUCGAUUCUCCGAUUUUUAAGCAGAAUUCAACGAACGUACAGCAGAUUAUCUCGAGUAGUAUAAAGGACAGUGAGUAGGAAGAAGAUACGCACAUGAAACGAUUUCCUAUCAUUGCUCGAUGUCGAUCAUAGAGGAAGUGAUUUCUUUCGGACACAUUCCAUGAUAAUAUCAAUACCAUAUAACGGAAUAAAUUUGAGUUUUCAUUUCAGAGACCCGAUCGUCCAUGUUGCUACGACUAUAUGUGUAAGUCCUUACCUAAGACAAGCAACUGUUCUAUAUGUGUUAUAAUGCAUUGCUCCUGAAGAUGUGUAUUGUACGUAAACUAAACCAAAUUCAAAGCUAAUACUUUUGUUCUCCUUUUCGUGUUUAAGCCUGUAAAAUAUCUGUAUUUUAAAUGUUUUUGUAUGCUUGUCUACUAGAUAGGUAUAUGUAUGCGCGCUCUAUCACAACGAGAGUAAUAAACAGAAGUUUCCCAAUUUUUUCUACGUUUUCAAAUGAUCUUCCAUGUCGCGCCCACAAUAAAAGCGAUAUCGCGAGGUAUGAAAUGUCCUUUUUAUCAGCGAGGGGUCGAAACCAAAAUACUCUAUUUACUUGUAAUAUGUAAGGACAAUGUAAUUACCGAAUGAGUGAGAGGAUUCAUAUUUUUUAGCAUUUAGCGGAAGAAUAUAAUAUACUAAUGUUGCAAUGAGGAUUACAGUUGCCAAUUUUAAGCGUAAAAGGGAAAAAAUUAUUGUGAUUUAUUUUGCAUCGAUGUUGGCGAAAUAUGAUGACUAUUGGUAAGAUAUGGUAUAUAUGUAUACAUAAACAUUACACACACAUACACACACACACACACACAUAUAUAUAUAGAGAGAUCGUUAAGAUUAUUGUAUAAUCUUAUACGCUCGAACGAUAAGAAGUGUUCAGGAAAUUUGUCUUUAUUCUUCUAGUUUCCGAACGUUACCUAAAUGUUUAAAGAGAUAAGAGGAAGUCUUCGUUGUCUAAGAAAGACUGAAGUCAGGAGACGCCUCUUGUUAGUUGGUUAGUUGGUUGAAUUAGCACUUUUUCUUUUAUUAUGUACGAAAGAUGUUCGAUUGACUCGAACCGCGCGAAAAGUAAUUUAUAUUUACCAAUAAUUUUCGCUAGCUUUGAAAGAAGCAGCGUUUUAUCUUGUAUAAAGUGUGCGAGGUUUAGGAGCUAAAGUUGGAUGGCUCCACAAUAAUGUAGCAUACAAUUCACCGGCAACGAUACGUGUACAUUCAAAUGAUUUUAAAAUAUAGUCAAAACGCCAUUAUAUAAUAGAAAUAAUAAUAACAAAAAUGAUAAUAAUAAUAAUAAUAGUAUUAAUAAUGUAAUGAACAGUCGAUCAGUCUGUGCUAUGUUUAUACACCUCUCACACUCACACACACGCACGCACGCGCGCGCGCGCGCGCGCACACACACACACACACACACACACACACAAAGAUAAUAUAAUUCGCAAUAUAAAUUUAUUAAGCGUAAGACUAUUAGCCGUAGGUAUAUACUUUUAACUACUUCGCCAACUACGACACAGUAUUUAUGGAGAAUUGUUUUGUAACACGACGAAACGAUGAGAAAGCGUUUCAGUUGUAAGCUUAAAUAUCGUGCAACUUUGUAUGAAUGUAUAUUAUUAUGUCGUCGAUCGUGCUUUCCGCGAUGAUGUCGCGUACUACACUAUUGCGAAGCUGUUGUACCUAAAUAAGAUGGUUAUUCCAAAGCUUAAA
This is a messenger RNA of Bombus impatiens (common eastern bumble bee), 5170 nucleotides long. It is a transcript of the gene SCAR, whose product is annotated as wiskott-Aldrich syndrome protein family member 3. The record is from RefSeq and is a predicted model, not a curated record. Gene Ontology annotation, molecular function: actin binding; protein kinase A regulatory subunit binding; Arp2/3 complex binding. The transcript has 9 exons. Gene Ontology annotation, biological process: actin cytoskeleton organization; positive regulation of Arp2/3 complex-mediated actin nucleation. Gene Ontology annotation, cellular component: cytoskeleton; SCAR complex. The coding region runs from base 937 to 2730 and encodes 597 amino acids. NCBI's taxonomy places the organism in Eukaryota, Metazoa, Arthropoda, Insecta, Hymenoptera, Apidae.